UGAGUUUGGCCGUAGCGGCCAUGGUAAUGAAAUACCGCCAUGGUUUUGCGGCAGCUGCAGAUGCCACAGAAUACUUAAAACUGCACUUGUAUUAUAGGUUCUAAGUACAUAUAUAUCAUAAAUGUUUGGAAAUAUGCAACAUUUGCUUGUUGGCUGAAAUAACUAUUUGCUGAUUCACAUUCAGUAGAUCUAUAUAAAAUAAGUUGAGAGAUAUACUAAAUACUAAUUUGUCAGUGUUUGCAAAAAACUUAUAGCGUGCAUAUCCGGUGCUCAAGAAUAUUCGGCUGAAGUAUAUUUCUUUGAAUCGAAUCUAUGUUCCUAUAUGCUUAUGAGAAUUGAGUUACAUAACACACUGUAAUCUAUUUAAUAAUUUCUAUAUUUUCCUGCUUCAUAUUGGAAACAUUUUUGACAUUUAUUCCAUAUAUACCGGUAAUUCAUGUUAUAUCAGUAUCCUGACAUAUUAUUUGUGAGUGAAAUUAUUGGAACAUUUUUUCUUUACAUAUCUGUGAACUGAUACUGGAUUAAUAAAUUAAUAUUAAGACUUUCAGUUGACUAUUUAAGAAUUUCUCUCUUAGAUGGAAUUACUACAUUGCACUUUUCUAAAUUCCAAUCUGCAAUAAAUUGUAAAUUAUAGUUGUAUUGCAGUGUAAGACCUACGUCAAAAAUCAUCAAUGCUAUUAUCCUGAUUACCAGGUUAAAUAGGUUCAAGAUGCAGGAGCUUCCACCAAAUAACAUCUCUUCUUGUCAAUUAAAAUCGUUAGGUCCUACCGUCCUAACCUCUAACAUCAAGACAUGCAAAGCAGUUCGCCAUAAUAUUGUAUUAGUGUUAACACUAAUACAAUGAUUUGGCAAACUGUUUUGCAAUUAAUUGCUUUUUUGUUUCAUGUUCAAAGUUUUUUGUAUCUUUUCACUGCAUCGAGAAUGAACAAAAGUCAGUGAACAAUAAUUCAGCUUGAAGUUUGUCAAUGAUAAUACUGUAUGUGUAAUAAUAGUAACGUUCUUUGCUAUUUUCAGUGGUUCUAUCAAUAUGUGAGGUAUUUUUUGCGUAAAGUAUUAUUUAAUAAUUCUGGAUUUAACAUGUCUGCACAAGGAUUAGAAGAUAUAGUAGAUAAUGAAGACUUCUAUAGUCUUCUAAAUGCGUCCAGACAGGCUAGUCAAGAUGAGUUGAGGACGUCGUAUCGUAGAUUAUGUAUGCAGUAUCAUCCAGACAAACAUAAUGAAGUAUACAGGAGAGAAGCUACAGAAGUUUUCAACAGAGUCCAGUAUGCAUAUGAUGUUCUCAGCGACCCAAAUAAGAGAUACAUUUAUGAUAUGUAUGGGAGAAAAGGAUUAGAAGCAGAAUGGCAGAUUGUGGAGAGGAAGAAAACACCACAAGAAAUUCAAGAAGAAUAUGAAAGGUUACAAAGAAGAAAGGAAAUGCAAAGAUUGGAAGAGAGAACUCACCCAACUGGACAAUUUGUAAUGAAUGUGAAUGCAACAUCAUUGUUUGACGGACAACCUUAUGAAGAAGAUGAAUUUUAUGACUCAGUUGCAGUUCCUGAAAUUACUAAAUUAUCUUUGUCUCAAAGCGUAGAGGCACCUCUCACUGUUUCUCACACUGCAACAAUAUCUGGGAAUCUUGAAUCGAAGAAUGGCCAUGGUAGAGGAGAUCUAUCUGUUGCAUUGCGACAAGUAAUCUCACCGCUAAUGUGGGGAGAGCUCACAGUUGGCGCUUCAGAUGGGAAAUUCACGACAUUUGGGCUACGGGGAUACAGAACAAUUUCUCAAGGAUUAUUUGCCACGGUGCACAUACCAGCUAGCGUAAUUUUUCAUGACUCGAAUAUUGCCAUAUCACUACCGGGUGUUACAUCUAUCGUUGGUCACAAAAUAAGCGAAAACCUGUUUGGUUCAAUAGAAUUGACUAAAGGACAUGUCGAUCGUUUAUCAACGAGUAUAAUAUAUGAGAAAAAGGCAAUUCAGAUAUUUGGGAAACUCCAGCUUGGUGUGCCAAAUAGUUUCGCCAUGGUAAGAUUGACAUACAAGCUUCCUUCUGACAAAGCUAAAACGAAAGUUUCACUAAAAGUUGGUACUAUAGGAAUUUUAAUUGAAUAUGGUGCUGAACAUCAAGUGUCUGAGUUUUCUACAGUUGGAGCAACAGUUUCUGUAGGAGUUCCUCUUGGUGUUUCAUUGAAGUUGCGGUUGAAUCGUGCUUCACAGACAUAUUUUAUGCCAAUUUUGUUAUCAGAUGAAGUUAAUCCUGUCGCUAUUUUUUAUGCAACUGCACUUCCAGCGACGUUUUAUUUUGCUUUACAAAAACUUGUAGUUCAGCCAUAUCUCAAAAGGAAAAAAAAAGAAGAGGAAGAAUCUGAAGAGAAGACUCAUUCAGAAGAGACUGCUCAGAAAAAGGCAGAAGCCGAGAGACAGGUUAGAUUAAUGCAAGAAUCCGUUGAACGAAAGAUUGAAUUAGAAACACAAAAAUCUGGAUUAUUAAUAACUGAUGCCUGGUAUGGAAAGUUGGUUAAUAAUGCAGCAGAACAAUCGUCAUCUCAUCGUGUUAUCGAUGUUAAAGUUCCUCUUCAAAAUCAAGUUGAAAGUUCAAGUUUACAAUUACCUGAGGGAAUUUCUAAAUCAGGACUUCCUGGUUUCUACGACCCCUGUCCAGGAAGCGAAAAAUCAUUAAAAAUUUUAUAUAAGUUCAGAAAUAAGAAACACGAGGUAUUAAUUGAGGACAAGGAUAGAUUAAGAAUGCCAUUGAGAAGUCAUAUAUUGGAAGGAGACAAUGGUGUAUGACAUUUGCAUGCAUUAACUUUGGUCAGAAAUUUUACCGAAGUAGUAACAUGGAUCCGAUUUUCUUAUGCCACGAUUGAUGUAUUUUGCUUUGCAAAAUAUCACAUAUGACUUCAAGUUACCAGUUUGUGUGACUGAUGUGAGAACUGUAGCGGUGGUGGUUUCCUCCAAUUACUGUAUAUGUAUCUCGGGUUCACGAGGUCUAUUUCCACAUUCCUGUCUGUUUUUGGGCAUGUAGCAUCAAAACUUUCAUCAAGAAUUCACAUGAGAUUUUGGUAUAUAUACCCAUGUGCCAUGUUUGUGUGUUUUUAAUAAUUGUCCGUAACCAUUUGUUGUGUUUUUCGUAGGGAACUUAGGAAAAUAUCAAUUAGUCUUUUGUUGUUUCAAGAAUUUUUGGCAUGGUGCUGAUACAAAUAUCAAAUAUUAAAAACAUUUUUGUACUAGUCAAGCUUA
Styela clava is the source of this 3219-nucleotide messenger RNA. RefSeq names its product dnaJ homolog subfamily C member 11-like. Gene Ontology annotation, biological process: cristae formation. The record is from RefSeq and is a predicted model, not a curated record. Lineage: Eukaryota; Metazoa; Chordata; Ascidiacea; Stolidobranchia; Styelidae.